CAGCAGAGCUCUUUGGCACGAGGAAAGACCUGAAACUCUAGCUUCGUUGUCCUAGAAUGGCAACUCCAUCCAUUGUUGGGGUGAUUUUAAGUCUUGUAUUGGCACUGAAAUAUGUUGCUCUACAAGCUGAGGCUCGAGCCUUCUUCGUGUUUGGUGAUUCACUUGUCGAUAGUGGCAACAACAACUAUCUUGUAACAACUGCCCGUGCAGACUCGCCUCCUUAUGGAAUAGAUUAUCCAACUCAUCGUCCCACUGGCCGUUUCUCGAAUGGCCUCAACAUCCCUGAUCUUAUCAGUAAGCGAAUUGGAUCCGAAUCUGUGUUGCCAUACCUGAGUCCUGCACUAAGAGGCCAGAGGUUACUUAAUGGUGCCAAUUUUGCCUCAGCAGGAAUUGGAAUCCUCAACGAUACCGGAGUUCAAUUUAUAAACAUAAUCAGAAUGUAUAGACAACUUGAAUACUUCCAAGAAUACCAGCGACGAGCUCGAGCACUUGUAGGAGUUGAUCAGACUAAGAGACUUGUAAAAGGAGCCCUCGUCCUGAUUACUGUUGGUGGCAAUGAUUUCGUGAACAACUACUACUUGAUACCCUAUUCUGCAAGGUCUCGCCAAUUUUCUGUACCGAAUUAUGUGAAGUAUCUCAUUUCAGAGUACGAAAAAUUACUAAUGAAGCUAUAUAAACUGGGAGCACGUAGAGUUCUCGUGACAGGGACCGGGCCAAUGGGUUGUGUUCCAGCAGAGUUAGCUAUGAGGGGCACAAAUGGGGGUUGUUCAGCCGAACUUCAACGAGCCGCGUCCUUGUACAAUCCACAACUUGUUCAGAUGCUAAAAGGACUAAACAAAAAGAUUGGAAAAACUGUUUUUGUUGCCGCAAACACACAACAGUCACACUUGGAUUUCAUUAGUAAUCCUCGUGCAUAUGGAUUUACCACAACAAAGAGAGCAUGUUGUGGACAAGGACCAUACAAUGGUCUAGGACUCUGCACAGCAGCAUCCAACUUGUGCCCGAAUCGAGACCUCUAUGCAUUCUGGGAUGCAUUCCAUCCAUCUGAAAAGGCAAACCGAUUGAUCGUGGAACAGAUAUACUCUGGCACUACCAAGUACAUGGACCCCAUGAAUCUCAGCACAAUCAUGACCUUGGAUGCUAGGGCAUGAUCUCAUCCUCUGCAUGGCUUUCUUUUUUAAAUAAUGUAACUAUUUAUGUGUUUCAUUCCUAGCUCUUUUGCAAGUGAUGUCAAAAGGAAUUUCAUUAGCCUGCGAAACAGUAAAUGUGACCUCUUAAUAAUACCUCUGUUCUUAUUUAUAAAAAGGUAGAGCAGUUGCAGAAGAGAGUCCCAUAAGAC
Molecule: messenger RNA, 1339 nt
Organism: Populus euphratica (Euphrates poplar)
Lineage: Eukaryota; Viridiplantae; Streptophyta; Magnoliopsida; Malpighiales; Salicaceae
Product: GDSL esterase/lipase At5g18430-like
Exons: 5
Coding region: 57-1151 (364 amino acids)
Molecular function (GO): hydrolase activity, acting on ester bonds
Source: RefSeq, a predicted model, not a curated record